CGUUCCUAAUUUUCUGGCGGCUCCCCCCUUCCUCUUCCUUCCCAUUCUCCUGCCUUUUCGCUCUCCCUUUUAUCUGUCUUUUCCCUUCUCCUUCCCUCUCCCUCUGUCUCUCUUUUUAAGGGGGGGGGGUUGCUCCUUUCAACGCCCAGUACCUACUCUCCUCUCUCGCUAUUUAUCGAGGCAUAUUUUUUUUCAACUUUCUUCCAAUUCUGGGCAUCAGCUCAAUCGUCACAUUGAUCGUCGCGAGACCCGUGGUCGGUUCUUCAUCAAUCUCAAUCGUAGGAGGGGCGCUCCAUUCGCAGGUUUCUGAGCCCCGUGUGCCAAUUCCAUUCCAUCGAGGCCCGGGGAUUUGAUCACGCAACAGCUGCUUUCUCGCCAGUUUUAUUCCGAGUGUCGAGCGCUCCUAUGCACCUAACUCCAGGCUGUUGGGCUGAAGAUAUCGUUGGUCGAACCAUGGCAACCUUCACGGCGCUAAAUGGAGGCGAACAGAAAGGUCCCGAGAUUCCUAGUGGAAGUCCUACCUCCAUACCCGGGGUCUCUGAAGAGGAGCGGCCGGCUCGCCAGGGAGUCCCCAAGGAACCCAGAGCCGAAGAGAACUCUUCGAGUCAGAGGGAACGCUGGCCAGCAUCCGGGACCGACCGACCGCCUUAUCAACCAAACGCCUACCCCAGCACCGAUGGCCUCCACAAGCGCAAACGAUCGCUUUCUCACGAUUCCCAGGGGGAUGGACCAGGCACUCGAGACCAAGAACAGCAGUCCCAGUCGGAAUCACGUGACGUAUAUGUCACUGCGCAGCGAGAGCAUAGGCAGCUCGGCGAGGAGAGUCGGGAACACCAUGAAUCUUGGUAUACGCCACAAGGACGCAUAGACGAUCGCAACGCGUACGACCAUCAGAGCUCUACUGGAUUCGUUACCUCGCCAACCGACCAACCGGCGGGCGAUUCGCUCCGAAGAGCGGCUCCCCACCCGACGGAAUCUCAGCACGAUUACUCGGUGACGAGUCCUGAUGGCGAGGACGGUGCCGUAAUCUACAGCGGCACCUACACGACGGGGCCAAGGAAAGGUGAUGCCGUGAUCCAGUCGGACCCGAAAAAGCGGAAGCGCAAUUUCAGCAACAGGACAAAGACUGGUAUGGCGGGGCCGGUCGCGCGUUUCCUGAGGUGUCACAAGUGCGCAAGCGCUCUCAAAGACCCGAGGAGGAAGAAGAAGUGCGACGAGACUAAACCGCAAUGUACCAACUGUGUUCGUGGCGGAUUCGUGUGCCACGGAUAUCCGAACCAACGAGGUUACCCGAAGAUGGAGAACAAACCCGCCGCCGUUCCGCUCGAGUCCAAGGAUCCCACUGCUACAAGCAGUACGAUGCAAUUGCCGACACCAUUGAGCGGCGUCGAACGACACAAAGAUUACCAGAGGGUGCCACCGCUACACGAUCUAACCCGGACAGAACACGAAACUCCGCACACGACAUCACUCCCGCAGAUCAACAUUCUUCCGCCAACCCGAACUAACAGCCCUCCGGCGCAACCAUCUAACCAACACCCGCCCCCGCCUCCUCCAGCGACAACCAGCCCCCAGGAAGCGGCGCGGCUUGCUCUCUCACAUUCCCACUUCCCGGCCAAAAUAUCUAGAACACAGAAGGAGGAAAUGCUCUCGGGGAAUCAGUAUUAUCCAUUCGACGAGGAACUGGUAAUGGAGAGGCAAAGAUGUAACGCCGCCUGCUGGAGGUUUAACAACUCCACAAACCCUAAUUUUGGAGUUUCAACGGUGGAGCGCUCUCGUCUCUUCCGAGAAAUCCUGAGCCCACAGGAGCCUCUGAACAUUGCUCCACAUCUGGUAACGCCCGUCACCAAAGUUGGCAGUGUCGGGCAGGAUGUAGUCGUCGAAGCGCCGUUUACCUGUGACUACGGCUACAAUAUCAUGAUCGGUAGCAACACGUUUAUCGGCCGGAAUUGCACUGUUAUUGAUCCCAUGGAAAUCAUCAUCGGCAAUAACUGCUAUAUCGGCCCGAACGUCAGCUUGUUUGGUGCUACAUUGCACACCGACCCCAAAAAACGCAAGGGGAGUAAGAGCCCCCACCACGGAGCCUCGAUACAUGUCGACGACGACGUAUGGAUCGGAGGUGGUGCGAUUAUCCUCCCAGGCAUGCGGAUUGGGAAGGGAGCCACUGUAGCCGCUGGGUCGGUAGUCACCAAGCUUAGGAUGUCCCUCCCUUUACCGUCGUGGCCGGCAACCCCUCCCGAGUAACCCGUGGCGCCAUCAGCUGACAGCCCCAACAAGAUUCAGGAAUGAUUCCAUAUCAUUACCCACUCUUUUGCUGCGAAUCAGCUUCUAUACCGGCCUUCAUUGUAUAUAUAGCCUACUUGGUUUGUGGUAUACAAGAAAGACAGGGACGUAUCCUAUGAGAUUUCGAUUCCUAGGUGACGCCGAAAGUCAUACGAUGAUACUGGAUAGAGGCCAGCAUAAAAGCCUUUUAUUGACGUUUUAAGAGAGACAGGAAGCACUAGCGGGACAAGUUUUACCCUUCUGUUCCCCUACCUGAGA
Durotheca rogersii is the source of this 2541-nucleotide messenger RNA. Its product is annotated as trimeric LpxA-like protein. Gene Ontology annotation, molecular function: acetyltransferase activity; zinc ion binding; DNA-binding transcription factor activity, RNA polymerase II-specific. Lineage: Eukaryota; Fungi; Ascomycota; Sordariomycetes; Xylariales; Xylariaceae. Bases 406 to 2244 code for a protein of 612 amino acids. The transcript is spliced from 6 exons. The record is from RefSeq and is a predicted model, not a curated record. Gene Ontology annotation, biological process: regulation of DNA-templated transcription.